Maudiozyma saulgeensis is the source of this 1200-nucleotide messenger RNA. The record is from the annotation of a GenBank genome assembly. NCBI's taxonomy places the organism in Eukaryota, Fungi, Ascomycota, Saccharomycetes, Saccharomycetales, Saccharomycetaceae.
AUGUUACUUGGAAGACCCACCAAUAACCUUCGAGCCGGUAUCGUAGGUCUUGCUAACAUCGGGAAAUCUACUUUCUUUCAAGCUAUUACAGAUUCAAAAUUAGGGAAUCCCGCAAAUUACCCUUUUGCUACAAUCAAACCAUCACAAGCUUUAUUGAAAAUUCCUAAUCCUCAUCUAGAGAAAUUAAAAGAUUUAUACCAAGCAAAAGAAAUUCAGAAUGAAACAUUAACUGUUUGGGAUAUUGCAGGGUUGACAAGAGAUGCCUCUCGAGGGAAGGGGUUAGGGAAUAAGUUUUUAAAUGAUAUUGGGUCCGUAGAUGGUAUCUUUCACCUUGUGAGAGCAUUUAAGGAUGAUAAUGUAACACAUUUAGAAGGUGGUGUAAACCCUAUUAGAGAUAUGGAAAUUGUUCAGGAUGAAUUAAUUUUAAAGGAUAUGGAUAAAUUAGAAAGUUCUUUAGAUCAUUUAGAGAGACUAGGUAAAAAUUCAAAAAAUGUUAAAGAUAAAAUAAAUGAACAACACGAAAGAGAUUUAUUAACAGAUUUACAAAAUCAUCUUUAUGAUGGGAAGAAAAUUAUAAAUUUCAAAAAAGAUUGGACUCAAGAAGAUGUAGAUAUUCUUAAUAAAUAUAAUUUUUUAACUGCAAAACCAUCAUUAGUUCUAUUAAAUUUGAGCGCCCACGAUUACAUCACUCAGAAUAUCUCAAAUUUGAGAGAAAUCAAAGAAUGGAGAGAUCAAUUUGCACCAUUGGAUAAAAUUGUUACAUUCAGUGCGGAUUUUGAAACACAAUUUAACAAAUAUAAAGGUAAUUUCGAGAAUAUCAAAACCUAUUAUCAAGACUCUUUAGAUCUAACAAAGGAUGAAACGUUACAUUUAAAUAGUUCUUUACCUGAUAUUAUUACAAAGAUGAAAAGUGCUCUAGGGUUAAUUGGAUUUUAUACAUGUGGACCAGAAAUGGUAAAACAAUGGAAUGUACGUGUUGGAUCAACGGCACAGGAAGCAGCAGGAGUUAUCCAUACAGAUUUACAACAAACUUUUAUUAGCGCUAAUAUUAUUAAAUAUGACGAGAUUAAGGAUUAUGAACCUCCAUUAAAUCUUUCUCAAUUGAAGGCCAAGGCUAUUAUAAAACGUGUUGGUAAAGAUUACAUCAUGCAAGAUGAAGAUAUUCCAUUUUUUGUAGCUGCAGGAGGUAAAACAAAAUAA